AUGCGCUCUCACCACCUGGAGAAGCAGCUCCAGCCCGACCGACCCGAUACCUCUGCGCACAGCAACAACAUCUACGACACUCUGUGGGAGCGGCUACUGCAGCCCGGCGUGCUGGUCCCUCUCCUACUUCUUGCCUUCACCAUCGUCUACCAAUCUUUACAUUCUUCGCCUUUCUCUCCCACGAGACAUCCAGGCGAGCUUGUAUGGGAUUUUAUCAUCGCUGUCACCCCCGCGAGGGUACUCUACCUCCUCGACAACUGGCUCCAUCCGCCCAUGUUCCCACUCUCGAAGACCAUGUUGCCCAAACUACCCACCACACAUGCUGCGAAGGGCGAAAUCCUUCGGCGCAUCCUUGGCAUGGACAAGCCGGGGGGCAUCAUCAGUUCCGUGGCCCAGGCUGGGAGAAGCCUUACAACCCUGUCAGGCAGUACAUUCGUCAAGCAGAACACCGAUUCACCUCCCGGCCUAGGCAACUACGAUAACUCCUGCUUUCAGAACAGCAUCCUCCAAGGACUGUCAUCGUUGGACACCUUGCCAGACUACCUCGAAACCGCUUUGGUACACGAGCAAGCGAGGAGUGACCGCGACUCGGGCUCAGCAGCCACGUUGCGGGAGUUGAUAAACCAGCUGACCGAUGCUGCAAACAAUGGAGCGACACUGUGGACGCCAAGAAAGUUGAAGUCACUCGACACAUGGCAGCAGCAGGAUGCCCAGGAAUACUUCUCCAAGAUACUAGACGAGGUCGACAAGGAGGUCACGCGGGCUGCCAAGACCCAGUACCGGCCGCCUGGCCUCGAGACAGUAGGCGCCAGGGACGAUACCGAGGACAGCCAGCACAGCGACGACAGUGGAUAUCAGUCCUUGACCACCCUGUCGAAAACUAAUUCAGAGGUCAAAAUCAUAAAGAAUCCAUUGGAAGGCUUGGUAGCCCAGCGAGUUGCCUGUGUCCAAUGUGGCUAUUGUGAGGGUCUGUCCAUGAUCCCAUUUAACUGUCUCACUCUGAGUCUUGGGGUUGGCCAGGGCUCGCAUGACCUUUAUGAGAGGUUAGACUCCUACACCGAUCUCGAAGCCAUUGAGGGGGUGGAGUGUCCCAAGUGCACCCUGUUGAAGAUCCAGAGACUCUUGAAUAUAAUCGUCUCGAGAAGUAGAGAUAUGGACUCAGCGGACGCGUCAGUACAGGAGGCUCUUUCGCGUCUUGAGGCUGUCGAACUCGCUCUGGAGGAAGACGAUUUCGAGGAGGAGACGCUGGCCGACAAGUGCAAGAUACCGAAAAAGAACCGGGUCAACUCGACUAAGACCAAACAGAUGGUCAUAGCACGGCCGCCGCAGAGCCUCGCUGUUCAUAUAAACAGGUCGGUUUUCGACGAGCGUACCGGCAAAAUGUUCAAGAAUCUUGCGUCAGUUCAGUUCCCAGAGCUGCUUGACCUCGGUCCAUGGUGUCUAGGGAGUGCGGGCACUUGGCCUAACCACGAGAAAGGCCAGGUCGAAGCUGAUGGGGUGUCGAGCAACACGACAUCAAGCGAUGAGGAGCAGUGGCUGUCGGACCCAAAGUCCUCCAUGGUAUCAGGAGAGCUCAAACCAUCCAAGAUCAGCGGUCCUUUCUACCAGCUGCGUUCCGUUAUCACUCACCAGGGUCGGCAUGAGAAUGGACAUUACAUUUGUUACCGAAGACACCCCGCUCGUACACCGAAAACAGACGAACCUUCUGAAAAAGGCUGCAAUACACUCUUGAACGAAGAUGAUAGCAGCAUUCGGGACGACGAAGAUACAUUGGUGGGGGACCGAAGCACGGAGAACAUCGAUUCAGAUUCUGAUUUGAAGUGGUGGCGGAUGAGCGACGAAAGUGUAUGGGAAGUGUCCAAGGACGUUGUCCUUGGUCAAGGGGGUGUCUUUAUGCUCUUCUAUGAUCGUGUGGAUUCGAAGUCUGUCCUCAUUUCCAAUAAUGAAGACGCCGUCAGCGUACCUCCUGAUGCAGCGGACACGGCUAAGACCUUGGGAACGAACCUCGCCGAAACAUCUAGCGGAAAUGAUGUAUCCGAUGGUGAUGACCAAUUCCGCGGUACUCAAUCCGGUGGUGAGGCGAUGCCCUUGAUAGGAGGAGCCGUUACUUCGGAAGAACGUGACGAUCAAUCCACAGAGGAAGGUCACGGGGACCUUGGAGAGCAGGCGAGUGUCACGAUUUCAUGUCUCCUGCCGAUGCUAGGGGAGAACGAGAUUGUGGAUCCUGUCAUACCGCUACGUCGACCUAAUCGUUAA
Messenger RNA from Anthostomella pinea, 2256 nucleotides. The record is from the annotation of a GenBank genome assembly. Lineage: Eukaryota; Fungi; Ascomycota; Sordariomycetes; Xylariales; Xylariaceae.